This is a messenger RNA of Tetranychus urticae (two-spotted spider mite), 1753 nucleotides long. Its product is annotated as 23 kDa integral membrane protein. NCBI's taxonomy places the organism in Eukaryota, Metazoa, Arthropoda, Arachnida, Trombidiformes, Tetranychidae. Gene Ontology annotation, cellular component: plasma membrane. The record is from RefSeq and is a predicted model, not a curated record.
GGUUUUGUUUUGUUUCUACAUUUUAACAAAUAAUUGUCAAAUUUUAAUCUGAUCAAUACUUUCUUCACUUAUACGAUAGUAAAAUCAAAUUAUUAAUGAAGUGAAAAUUGUUUUUAACAUCAUUGUUUUAGUGCUCAAGAAUUUAUUGUUUCCUGAAUCAAAUAUUGUGGAUUCAACGGUAAAGUUGCAAUGGAAAAUUACAGCUUUUAAAAAGGGUAAAACAAGAAACCAAUGGGAAAGGAUAAAUUUAGUGAACAUCAAUUUGAUCAUCAACAUCAUCAUUAUUCUUCAUCAAUAACAAAUUGACAGUUAUUUUUCAUCUCUCUUGUUGUUUUGUUUCUCAACUAAAAUUCUCACCCUGAUUGUCACCUUUUAAUCAUUGCAACAUCAUCAUCAUGGUUAAAGGUUGUAGUAAUUCGUGUAUUCAAUGGGUUUUGUUCACAUUCAACUUUAUUUUUGUCUGCCUUGGUGCAGCAAUUUCCGGAUUGGGAAUUUAUUUCCUAGUUAAAUCUAUGGACUUUAAGCAAAUAAUUGAUACGCCGGACUUAGGAGCGAUAAUUGUCAUUUUAACUGGUGUAGCUGUUUUCAUUAUCAGCUUCUUUGGUUGUUUCGGUGCUAUUCGGGAAAAUUCAUGUAUGCUUCGUACAUAUUGUUUCACGGUUGGAGUUUUAGCAAUUCUUCUUAUUGUUCCGGUUAUAAUAUUCAUUGUCUAUAAUUACAAGAUUGAUGAUGUUCUGGAAAAGCAACUUCAAACGGCUUUCAAAGAGUACCGAAUAAAUAGCUCUCAAAGAAGUUCGGUUUCAGCUGCUAUUGACUCACUUCAAUGGUCAUUCAAAUGUUGUGGUUACAGUGGUCCUUAUUGGUGGUCAGCCAACUUACCAGAAUUCAGUGAUUCAACAGCGCCAGCCUCUUGCUGUUUAGAACCAUCGCCAGGAAGUGUCCAAACUAAAUGUUCACUUGAUCAAGUCAAAUUUCAAAAGGGCUGCGAUGCCGAAUUGCGUGAUUUACUCAAGCUUUUCCUUAACGUAAUGAUUGCUAUCCUUUUAAUCAUUGGAUUUACAUUACUGAUGGCCGCCUGUUUUGCUUGUGUCCUCGCCAAUGCUGUUUAAACUAUUACAUACAGUCUUUGAUUACUUAUUAAAAAUGUAACAAUAUUAAUUUGUACAUGAAAAAAAACAAUUUGUAUCUAAUUGACGAAAAGCUCACCUCUCUAGACUACAUCGACAACACAUUUUCACCCGGCCACUUUUUCGUCUAAAAUCAGGAUAACCACUGGACAUCAAGAUUUGUUUAAAUCAAAGGAUCAUGAUUUGGAAUGAAAAAUCGAGAACAAUUUUUAUAAUUUUUGUCUAUUAAAUAACAUUUAAGGAAACGCAAAUGGAUAUAAGCAGCAGUUUUUGUGAAAAUACGGAUUUCACUACGACCAGUUAUUUGAUUAUCUUGCAAUUCUUUGAUCGAUCUCAUCUUAUUAAAAUCGCAACUCUCCUAUUCCAUUUCACUUUUAAAUGUUUCAAAAAGUCCAUCAGUGCCCAUUAUGAUCAUUGAAUUAGUUUCAAUCUUGCCAUUUGUUUAAUACCUCGUCAUUCCCAAUUGUUACUUUUGUCAAUAAUUUGUCUCAUCUUUUAGAUUUUAAAAUCUUGUCAUCUAACACAUUGACCAAUUUCAAAAUCAAUGUGACUUAACACUCUCUUUGGUAUCAUGUAAAGCUGUAUUAAUUUACUCCUUGAUAUUAAAAUAUAAAUCACAAAAAUUA